AUAAUGUCGUUUAAUUACAAAGCGAGGAAUGGAUGGAGUAAGAGAAACACUGGCUGGGUUUUCCGAGGAGGAGGAGAAGGAGGAAGGUUUUAAGAGGAGGAGGAAGAGGAGGAGGAGGAAGGCUUUAAGAGGAGGGGUUCGGUCCCGUUCCCUCAGUACAUCGAGCAGGAGGGAGGCUGAAAGAAAGAAAGAAAGAAAGAAAGAAAGAAAGAAAGAAAGAAAGAGCAGGGAGGUUAGCAGCGCAUCCCCGGUAGACGCGCGUCCCCGUUAAGUGCGCGUCCCCGUCAGGCGCGCAUCCCAGCUCCAGAUGGCCAUUUAAACAGUGACAGAAGGGUCCGCGCUCAGAGAGAACAGAGGAAAGAGGAGACCACGGACCAAGAAGAUACUGUAGAUGUCACUAGAUGCUCUGGACUGCUAUCACACAGCCUCAGGCUCGUCGGAUACGCGCGUUCGAUCAUCUCUCCGUUCACUUCUUUAAUUGUCUCUUUCUGAGCGGAGGAUCUGCGCUGUGGAGACGGGAGCGAGCGGCGUCUGUGCGCGCAGCGAGCGGGGAAUGAGCGGUCCUGUCGCCGGAGCGCUCGGAGGGUCGGUGGGCAGGACACGGUCUCCAGAUCGCGGCGCUCGAACCCCAGACCAGACUUCAACCAGCAGUCGUCAUCGGCAAGCAUCGACGAGCACCAGCGAGCGCCGGGCGGCGAGCAUCGCGGGAAAAGCCUCCCUUUCGGAUGUAUAACGUGCUUGUGUCCGAGGGUGACCAGUGAGUGUGUGACCAGUGUGUGACCAGUGUGAUCAACAGCAGAGGUGCGAAAAAGUGUCAAAGAACCCAAGUCGGACAACUGGUGGUGGAUCCGCAACCACGUUUACGGUUUUCGACAGUACUACCUUGUUUUACCUUGUUAGAAGGGCGAAGGAAGGACUGAAGGAAGCUGUGGAUUACCCGAGCAAACAAAGAAAACACAAAACUUUCACUUUUUCCAAACACUUUUCCCACGUGAGAGCAAAUCAGAUGUGAUCUUUCUAUUCUUCUUCUUAUUAUUCUAUACGUUCAUAUUGAUGCAUAUUCACUGUGCUUUAACAACCUUCCAGAAGUUCUUCAAAGCUCCGUUUUAUGGAAAACAAAAUGAGACAUAAAGGAGAAGUGUGAAGCAAGUGAGAAGCUAAACAUGUGUCCAUGCUAAGCACACACUUUUAAAGAGGUUAUUUGUACUGAUCGGAAAGGGAAGGGAAACCAAAGACUGUCUGGCCCGCCGUGUCCAUGGACCCCCCGUCGAGUUCUCCGUGCCGCUCCAACAUCCCCGAGACGUCGCACCUGUAAACUAAAUUACCUCAUCAUUUAUUCACUCUCAAGUCCAAAGGAGUCUUUUUCAUUGUGUGCCCUUUUCACCCGAGGGCGGGAUUUUUUUUGUCUCCCUUAUUUCUACAUCUAUUUGUAUUUCGGACGAAGGAAACACUGUAAACGUGGAUGCUUUGCCCGACACUUCGCGAUGCUGGACGCGGCUGCGCUUUGAAGGCCACGCGCUCCUUCUCCUCCUUCUCCUUUUCGUCUUUCUCCUCCUUUUCCAUGUGGAUUAUCCUCCUCACCCCGAACACCUCAGCUUGACCUCGACCUUCACACAGUAGCGCCGGACAGAAGGUGGGAACGAUGCCAGAUUCACCUGCCGAUGUGAAGACCCAGCCCAGAUCAACUCCACCCACCAUGCCGCCACCGCCCCCUGCAGUGAGCCAGGCAGCCAAUCGCAACGCCUCAUUCACACCCACCACAAUGCUAAAUGGGAGUGGCCAUUCGCCGACGGCACUCAACGGGGCCCCCUCCACGCCCAAUGGCUUUAGCAACGGGCCCGCCAUGUCCUCCACGGCCUCAUUGCCCACUCAACAGUUGCCCCCUGCCUGCGGCGCCCGGCAACUCUGCAAGCUCAAGCGCUUCCUCACGACGCUGCAGCAGUUUGGCAAUGACAUCUCCCCCGAGAUCGGGGAGAGAGUACGUAGCCUGGUGCUGGGCCUGGUGAAUUCCACCCUGACUAUCGAGGAGUUUCACUCCAAGCUCCAUGAGGCGACAAACUUCCCCCUUCGACCCUUUGUUAUUCCUUUCCUCAAGGCAAACCUGCCCCUCCUGCAGAGGGAGCUGUUGCACUGUGCUCGCAUGGCCAAGCAGACUCCUGCCCAGUACUUGGCCCAACACGAGCAGCUGCUGCUGGAUGCCAACGCCGGCUCGCCCCUGGACUCCUCUGAGAUUCUGCUGGAGAUCAAUGAGCACGGCAAGAGGAGGACCCCCGACAGGACCAAAGAGAGCGGUGCAGACAGGGACACCCUGCAUGCGGAGCACCUGGCCAAGCGACCAUGUACGGUCAGCCCCAGUCACCGCUACAGCCCCAGCAGCGGCCUGGCAGCCCACCCUCCGCCCAACGGCUUGCCCACGCACCCCCCCAACGGCCUGGCGCAUGCCACUCCCCCCGGACCCCAGCACUACCGCCUGGAGGACAUGGCUCUGGCCCACCACUACCGUGAUGCCUACCGUCAGACAGAGCACCGAGAGGCUCGUGACCGCCACCGGCAGACAGCAGUGCAUGGAACACGGCAGGAAGAAGUAAUUGAUCACCGCCUGACGGACCGGGAGUGGGCAGAGGAGUGGAAGCACCUGGAUAAUCUGCUGAAUUGCAUCAUGGACAUGGUGGAGAAGACACGGCGAUCGCUGACGGUACUGCGCCGAUGCCAGGAGGCAGACCGCGAGGAGAUGAAUCACUGGAUCCGCCGCUACAGCGACGUUGAGGAUAUGAAAAAAGGUGGGAGUGCUGCCCACCGCCUUCCUCCUCCGCCGCCGCCUCCUCCUGCUCCUCCUCACAGCUCCUCCUCCAGCAAUCCCAACAGAAGCACGACACGCAUCAUAGAAAUCCACCGGGACUUUCUGCACAGACCGCCAUCCGGAUACCUGCCCGAAGAGAUUUGGAGGAAGGCUGGUACUACAAGUGUGCCACUCUCACCAGCACUAAAGCACCUCCAAAACAAGCAGGAGGAGGCUGUGAACGAGGUGAAGAGACAGGCCAUGUCGGAGCUGCAAAAGGCCGUGUCGGAGGCGGAACGCAAAGCCCACGAGAUGAUUUCGGCCGAGAGGUCCAAGAUGGAGCGAGCGCUGGCCGAGGCCAAGAGGCAGGCUUCGGAGGACGCGCUCACCGUCGUUAAUCUGCAAGAGGACUCCAGCGAGAGCUGCUGGAACUGCGGGCGCAAGGCUAGCGAGACGUGCAGCGGGUGCAACACGGCACGCUACUGCGGCUCCUUCUGCCAACACCGCGACUGGGAGAAGCACCACCACGUGUGUGGCCAGGGCCUGCAGGGGCUGCCUGGGGCGGCACCCUCUUCCUCCUCAUCCUCAUCCUCCUCAUCAUCCUCAUCUGGCGCGCCCCCCACGCACUCAGAGGGUACCCCGCCUGCUACGCUGUCCGUGGGUGGCCCGGGAGGCAGCGGGGGAGGAGGAUCCAGCAGCGCCUCAGGCAGCCCCAAGGAGUCCAGCUCCAGCAGCGCUUCGCGGUCCACCACCCCGGCCACGCCGGCACUGCUGGACAGCGCCUCCCGCUGACGCUUUGCCGCCACUGGAGCGACCCCCCUGACCCCCCCCAAUCCAACAGAGACCGAGGAAUCUCCAGUGAGACCUUUUCCUCCUCCAGGCCGGCGCUGGAGUAACCAUUAACACCACGGUCACUUCCGCAGCUACCUGAAGAUCUUCUCGCACCUCCUCGAACUCCACUGUCCCUGAGUUGCACUCACAGACACGCUCAUCCACACUUGCCACACACACACACACACACACACACACACACACACACACACGCGCGCGCGCACACACACUUACAGGCAAACACAUGGGUGUCUGCUGUACUGGACGACAUGGCCUAUUUUAUGAGAAGUCGAACCCAAGUGACACGACCAUCAUUGACCGCCGCUAACACCAAGUGGAAAUGAUCAUGGAAUUUGUUACAGAUGGAGCAGAACAGAACAGUAUCAAUGCAGCAGACUGGACAGAUAUUACUCACAGUAAUAUAUGUGGAGCGCCCAGCACUUGGCUGAAGGGAUAUACUCCCUCGGAGCGCAGUGUGCGCGCGUGCGUAUGUGUGUGUUCGUGUGCGUGGGCGUGCCCUCAAACCUCACAGAAGUGAAUGGUACAGUAACAUCUCCUGCAAUAUGUGAAAGAGCUGUGGGAUUCUGCGCGUCGGCACCGCACACACAGCUGGCCUUCUGAUGCUAUCUCAAAGAACAGAUUCCCCACUGCGCUCGGCCUGGUGGGCGCGGUCAGCGCACCGCAAGUGGGCCACGAGGAGGACCUUUGGCCGACCCACAGGUGGUGCAUUUCAGAUUGACGGGAACGAUUCCAUAUAACAGCUGACGCUUUACUCCAUAGAGGAUUACCUUAAAAAUUUCCCUUUUUUGGCUUUAAACAAAAUAAUAAAAAGAAUAGUCCAAAAAUCCUAAAGAAAUGGGAAGAAAAAAGAAUAAACCUGUUAACUACCUUGCUAGCGAGCCAAGAAAACGUACACCGGACUCACCUCUCUGUGCUGAUGUGAACCCAAAUUGACUUUAAAAGAACACGAUCCAAACCUUUCUAUUUUUACUACACUGCCAAAGUUACUAAGAGACAAGGAGAAGCACUCAUCUCGGAACCAAACGCAAGCUAUUUCAGCCUCUCAGCGACAGCAUCCGCCCUGCAAGAGAGAGCGAGAGACAGAAAGAGAGAGGGGGGGACAGCAAAGCAGGGGACCCGGAUGCCACAGCGGACCCACAGCACCCACGGUGUCACCAGCGCUCGUUUCUAUGGUGAUAACAAGGGGGUGUUUUCUCCAAAGUGCCCCUGUGAACUGUAACGCAGCAUCUAAAGGCGACGGGUGACAAACCGAUCGAGGCAGAGACUUUGAGUGAUCGCUGGCGGACCGCGAACUGGAAUGUUCCGUCCCCUUCCUAGUGCUGACGGACAGCCCGGGAGCCAAGGGGAACCUCAGAGGGCCACGGCAGUACUGCAUGAGGACCGGCGCCAAGAGCGGACCGUGCCACAUGAAGGUGCUCGGCGGCGUCGACCUUUCUGGUCGUCCUUCUCCUCCAAAGCAUGCCAGGGAUGAGCAGCUCCCUCUCCUCUCUCUCUGCCUCCCUCUCGCUCCCACCAUGUACCUUCUGCCCCUUCCAUCUGCCCCCCGCUCCCCACCCUUUUGACAGAACGCCCGUGCAGGUACACCUGGGAGGGGACCAAGCUCAUCUGUACAUAUUCCUUUGUACGUUCUUUUUUUUAACAUUUCUCCAUGUGUCCUCUCUGAUGUUGUUAGCCUGUGCCGCUCGAGCGUGUUUCUGUAUCGUCCCCCCCUCCCACCCCCAACG
Molecule: messenger RNA, 5355 nt
Organism: Scleropages formosus (Asian bonytongue)
Lineage: Eukaryota; Metazoa; Chordata; Actinopteri; Osteoglossiformes; Osteoglossidae
Gene: cbfa2t3
Product: CBFA2/RUNX1 partner transcriptional co-repressor 3
Exons: 12
Coding region: 1643-3571 (642 amino acids)
Biological process (GO): negative regulation of DNA-templated transcription; DNA-templated transcription
Cellular component (GO): nucleus
Molecular function (GO): transcription corepressor activity
Source: RefSeq, a predicted model, not a curated record